AUGAAUUUCGGCGUAAUCGAAUGCGUACCAACGGGCAAAUCCAUAGCAGCUCCCGGAUGGGCUUAUGUCCCAGAUACCGGCCCAAAUGUCACAGCCUUGCAGCCGGGUCGCAAACGCGCCCGUAACCAACUGACGACCUCUUCCCAUGAGACAACUGCGAAACAAGAUGCGAAGAUUCUGCGAGAGAUAGAAGAGCUACAACGGGAGAACAUGAGAGAUGCCUUUAUCCCGAUACCUGCGAAAUCCAAAGAUAAUGCUCGAGGAACCAGUAAAAGUUCUUCAGCAGUCCGCAAGAUCCUAACUUCCCAAAAGACCUUCCAGAACCACCUCGAAGACUACCACGCUCUCAAAGCUCUCGCCCCUUCCCAACCGUCCUCAUCCGCAACGCAGGCUCCUCCAACCCCAGCGCCUCUCACACCCGCUCCCCGAGCCCCUUCCACACUACAUCUCACGAGCACUGGCAAAAGAAGUCACAAAAAGAAACCCAAUCCCACCGAUCCCGUCGCUACAUCCGUCCGAAAAGCCAGUACCAUAGUAAUGCCACCCCCACCACCACCAGUCCCCAGUCGACAAGUCAUCCUCGACGAUUCCGAACCCGGUCCCAAACCCCACGAGCGCGACGGAGAGAAGUUACUUGUCAGUUAUAUCCCACAGUUGCCUACUCAAGAAGAGCUGGAUGCGCUUAUGCGAAUUCCGCCACUGAGUUAUGUGGAGGCUAAGGGGGGGUAUCUAGAGGGAGAAGGGACAGGGAAACCGGUUCGGAAGUUCUGUGAGGUUUGUGGGUAUUGGGGGAGGGUUAAGUGUAUGAGGUGUGGUGUUAGGUGUUGUGCGCUGGAGUGUUUGCAGGUUCAUGGGGAGGAGUGCUUUGCUAGGUAUGGUGCGUAG
Messenger RNA from Glarea lozoyensis ATCC 20868, 885 nucleotides. Its product is annotated as HIT zinc finger. The record is from RefSeq and is a predicted model, not a curated record. The transcript has 2 exons. Gene Ontology annotation, molecular function: nucleosome binding. Gene Ontology annotation, biological process: chromatin remodeling. Gene Ontology annotation, cellular component: Swr1 complex. Bases 1 to 885 code for a protein of 294 amino acids. NCBI's taxonomy places the organism in Eukaryota, Fungi, Ascomycota, Leotiomycetes, Helotiales, Helotiaceae.